ACGUGGAACUCCUAGGGUUCUGUCCCUGGUUUUAAUGUCUAUGGUUCUGUCCCGCGUGGUGACUUGCUGGAACUAACCAGACUGGGAGCGACACUCAAAUCUCAACCGCCGCCGAUUUGUGUUUACUAAACCGGUGUAAAAAAAAUAACCAUAAAUAUUUUGAUGCGCUAGUUAGCUAGAGAAAUCACAUUAGUUCACUGUUUAGCCCUGUUAAGGGCCAACUUGUAGCACAUCAUUUUGAAUAAUAACGUUACCAUCAGAAACACAGAUUUUCGGAAGAGCCAAGAUGUCUGGGGAACUAGAACAGAUUCUCUUACAACUUACGCAGCCUGACAAUGCGAUUAUUCAGCAGGCCACCGCCCAGUUGAAGCUGGCUUUUAAAGACCCAGCCAUAAUCCCAGCGUUGUGUGCUGUCAUGACUGGGUCCCAGAACCCACAGAUCCGCCAGUCAGCUGCAGUGAUGUUGCGGAUGAGAGUAAAGAAGCAUUGGAAGAAGAUUAGCCUUGAUCACAGAGAGAGUCUGAAAGCAGUGGUACUACAAGCUUUUCAGCAGGAGACAGAACACACAGUGCGCCACUCCCUCUCACAGCUCAGUGCAGUGAUGGUCAAACACGAGACGCCAGACCGCUGGCCUGCUCUAUUCACACUCCUCAACCAGUCCACCAAGAGCAACAACCCAACGGACAGACAGGUGGGUCUACUCUUGCUCAGCAAAGUGGUGGAGUCCAACCCAGAGCCCUUCAAGCCCCAUUACCGCCAACUGCUGCAGCUGUUUGGCACUGUGCUGCAAGACCUGGACAACCCCACAGCUAUGUACUACUGCAUCCUCACCCUCACUGCUAUGACUGCCUACACUGGCACAGAGGAGAUGAACCUCAUGCGUGCCCUCAUCCCAAGACUGAUCAUUGCGCUCAAACAUCUAAUCAAGGCAGACCAAGGUCAGGCCAGUGAUGCCAUGGAGGUGUUUGAUGAGCUGAUGGAGAGUGAGGUGUCCAUCAUUGUGCCACACAUUGCUGAAAUUGUCCAUUUCUGCUUGGAGGUCAGUGCAGACACCACCCUGACUGACUCCCUGCGUGUAAAGGCUCUUUCCUGCAUCGCUUUUCUCAUCCGACUCAAGAGCAAGACGGUGCUAAAGCAGAAGCUGCUGAAUCCCAUCCUGCAGACAGUGUUCCCUGUGCUGAGUGCAGCGCCCCCACCUGGGGAGGAGGACCCAGAGGAUGAGGAAAAUGGCGACGAGGGCGACACCGACAACGAGAGUCCUAAACACUUUGCUGCUCAGGUUAUUGACACCAUGGCUCUUCACAUGCCCCCUGAGAAACUAUUCCAGCAGUUGAUGCCCCUGACCCAGGUGUGCCUGGCCAGUGAGAACCCCUAUGAGAGGAAGGCAGGCUUGAUGUGUAUGGCAGUGCUGGCUGAGGGCUGUGCCGACCACAUACGGACCAAGUUGCUGUCCUCAAUGCUGCAGACGGUGUGCCAGAGUCUGUCAGACAAUAACCAGGUAGUCCGCAGUGCCGGCCUCUUUGCCCUGGGACAGUUCUCAGAGCACCUGCAGCCCGAGGUCAGUAAGUACUGUGCCGAGCUGAUGCCACUUUUGCUGGGCUACAUGUCGGCUUUGAACCAGGCCAAGAUCGGACACAUCACCAAGGCCUUCUACGCCCUGGAGAACUUCAUGGAAAACCUGGGUCCGGAGAUUGAGCCCUACCUGCCCACCCUGAUGGAGACCAUGUUGUCUGCCCUCAGCAAUGCAGAGAACCUGAAGCUAAAAGAGCUGGCUGUCAGUGCCAUAGGAGCUAUAGCCAAUGCAGCCAAAGAGAAGCUAGUUCCUUACUUCCCACCUGUUAUUGAGAGCCUGAAGGGCUUCCUCACUGACACAAGGGAUGAGAUGAGGGCUCUGCAAACACAGGCUCUAGAUACUCUGUCAGUGCUGGCCCGCACCAUAGGCAAGGAUGUGUUCAGCCCCCUGGCUGCAGAGUGUGUUCAGCUGGGACUCAACCUCACCAACGCCAUCGACGACCCCGACCUGCGGCGCUGCACGUACAGCCUGUUCUCGGCUGUGUCCACAGUGAGUCCAGACUGUCUGAGCCCCCACCUCACAGCUAUCACCACCAUCAUGCUGUUGUCCCUCAAGUCCACAGAGGGAGUCACGGCUCACCUUGAGGAGGACAAGACUUUUGUCCUGCUGGACGACGACGAUGAUGAUGACGACGCCGAGGGAGAUGCCAUUUUGGAUGACGAGGGGGCCGACACCGUGGACCCAGACACAGCCGGGUUCAGUGUGGAAAACGCCUACAUUGACGAGAAGGAGGACGCCUGUGAUGCUCUGGGAGAGAUUGCCUUCAACACCGGUGCCGCCUUCCAGCCCUUCCUGGAGUCCAGUUUUCAGCAGGUCUAUGAGCUGCGUGAUUUCCCCCACGAGGACGUACGCAGGGCUGCCUUCGGGGCCAUGGGCCAGUUCUGCCGAGCUCAACAUAAAGUGUGGCAGGAGAAUCCCACUGAGGCCAACCACCAGGCCAUGCAGAAGCUGCUGGGGGUGGUGCUUCCCAGCUUCUUGGAGGCGGUGCGCGGUGAGCGUGAGCGCCAGGUGGUGAUGGGUGUGCUGGAGGCCAUGAACGCCGUGCUGAAGGCCUGCCAGGGGGAAGCACUGCAGAGCCCCGGGCGCCUGCAGGAGAUCAGUCAGGCCAUCCGAGAUGUGCUCAAGAAGAGGACUGUCUGUCAGGACGGAGGAGGAGAUGAGGCAGAUGAUGACGAACAGCAGGCGGAGUAUGAUGCCAUGCUCCAGGAGUUUGCAGGUGAGGGGAUUCCUCUGCUGGCCUCCGCCGUACCAGCGGACACCUUCCAGCCCCAUCUCAACGAGCUGCUGCCCCUCAUCAUGAACAAGGCUAAAUCAUCGUGCACGGUGGCUGACCGUUCCUUCUCCGUGGGCACGCUCGGAGAGAUCCUGCAAUCCCUGGUCAGUGUGUCCGGGGGAAGAGCCUGUGCUGGUAAACUGUCCAAUCGGCUGCUGCCUGUGCUGGUGGCCGGGGUGAGAGACAGUGAUAGCGAGGUUCGCAACAACAGCGUGUUUGGACUGGGAGCUCUGGCCCAGGCUGCUGGACCACUCGUCGCUCAAGACUACCCCAUGAUGCUGUCCCUCUUCUCCAACCUGCUGUCCAAAGAACAGGACAGGAGGGUGAUUGACAAUCUGUGCGCUGCACUCUGCAGGAUGAUCAUGAGCCACAUGGAGGGUGUCCCUCUGGAACAGGUGUUCCCUGCCCUCCUGGCCUGCCUCCCUCUGAAGGAGGACAUGGAGGAGAAUAAGACUGUGUACAGCUGCCUGGCCAUGCUCUACUCACAGAACCCUGCAAUGGUGGUGAGUCAAAUUAAGCCAAUAGUAUCUGCUUCCAGCCACGUCCUGGGAACGAAGGACCUUGAUCCAGAAACCCAGAACACCCUGGUCAUGCUGCUCCGAGACGUCGCUCAGCGCCACUCCCAGAAAUUUGAGGGUGCCGUGAGGUCACUUCCUGCCGAGCAAAAGAUUAAGCUGACUGCGGCCGUCAGCCAAUCGUAACACACCACACCAAGCAACUAUUUCAUUCUCCAGUGAAAGCCAGUGAAAUUUAUUUUUUAUUUUUUACUAGAUGAAAAAUGGGACAGUAGUUGGGUCAUUCAAAUUUGCUAAACUCUGGCACUUGAACCAUUCUACUAUUGGUAGUAUUAUAAUUUUUCAGAGGUUGUACCCAGUAUUAACAUUUUUAUUUAUAUUGCCUGUUUUUAUUAUUUUAAUGAUUUCAUUUUGUGUGCGUCACCUGUUUUUUUUGUCACUUGUUACCCUUGUUGUACCUGAGAGCCUCUUAUCUAUUUGCUGUUGUCCCCCUUUUGCCACAAAUUUGAUUAACUUCUGGCUGGGCUAGUUGAGUAUGAAGCAAUGAACUGAACUCAUGAUAAAUGCCUUUUUUGCAGA
Molecule: messenger RNA, 3940 nt
Organism: Oncorhynchus keta (chum salmon)
Lineage: Eukaryota; Metazoa; Chordata; Actinopteri; Salmoniformes; Salmonidae
Product: importin-4-like
Exons: 29
Coding region: 287-3547 (1086 amino acids)
Biological process (GO): protein import into nucleus
Cellular component (GO): nucleus; cytoplasm
Molecular function (GO): small GTPase binding; nuclear import signal receptor activity
Source: RefSeq, a predicted model, not a curated record